AUGAGUCACCUAUUCACUCUUCUCUUCAUACCAUUUUCUGUUGUGUUAUCUCAAUUCAAUGGUUUAGUGACAUUGAAUGAGACUCUCACUGCAGGGGAUAAAGAUGCCUUUUGGCUUUCACCAUCCAAAGACUUUGCCUUUGGAUUUCACAGACUAAUCAACAAUGAUAAUGUUCUUGAUUUUCAUUUUACUGAUGAACAUUACUUGCUUGCCAUAUGGUACUACAAACUCGGUCCUGAUGUAACCAUAGUUUGGCAUGCAAAUGCAACCACUGUGCCAAGAGGAUCCACCCUUGAGCUCAAUAUCCACACUGGCUUGGUGCUUAUUACCAGCUCAUCUCAAUCAGGUGAUCAAGUAGUAUGGAAAACCGAGCUAAAAGAAGGCGAGGGCGGGGGUGGGGGCGGUUUUGUAAGUUAUGGCUUGAUGAAGGACACAGGCAACUUUGUUUUGCUUGAUGAGAAUAGGACAGUCAUAUGGGAGAGUUUCAGACACCCUACUGAUACAUUGCUUCCUACUCAGACCAUGAAGAUUGGUGAUGUGCUUUAUUCUCAAAAAAGCUUAACAGAUUUCUCACCGGGUGAAUUCAAGUUUAGUUUACAUGAAAAUGGUAAUGUUUUGCUAAAUUUCACAUCUUUGUUCAAUUUUGAAACUCCUGUUACAUACCAUAAAAUAGGCUUUAAUAUUGGUGGUCAUGAUUAUCAAAUCAACUUUGAUGCAAAAGGAAAUUUGUACUUAUUGAGUAGUGAUAGAAAAAUAUGCAUUGCAAAAUCAGAUGAUGCAAUUGUCUCACCUUCUAAGCAUUAUCUCAAAGUUACUCUAAAUUUUCAUGGUGUUUUAUCACUGAGUUAUUGUCCAAAGAGUAAUCAUAAUACUACUGAAAUGUCAUGGAAAGUAUUGAAGGCUAUACCAGAUGAUAUUUGUAAUGAUUUAAUUGUGCCUAGAUCAAUGGGGACUGGACCAUGCGGUUACAAUAGUAUCUGCAAAGUUAGAGAUGAUGGAAUCCCAACUUGUAAGUGCCCACUUGGGUAUUCCUUUCUCAAUCCAAAUAGCAACUAUAGUGGCUGCAAACCAGAUUUUCAACAACUCUGUGAUCAUAAUGGAAAUAAGAUGAUGAGUAUGAAAGAUCUUCCGAAAACCGAUUGGCCUCAAUCUGAUUAUGAGCUAAUUGAGCCUUCUGAUUAUGAAGAAUGCAAAAACAAUUGUUUGUUGGAUUGCAAUUGUUUUGUAGCUAUUUUCAACUUUGACAACAAUCGAUGCUUCAAGAAUAGACUCCCACUAUCCAAUGGGAGAGAGAGUGAGACACUCAAACACUCAAUGGCUUCUAUCAAAUACAUGAAUGCUUCACUAAUUAACACUCUUCACAUACCUUCUUCUAAUAAAACAUAUAAGAUUAUAAUGACACUUAUGUUCAUACUCUUGGGUGGUUCUUUACUUAUCAAUGCUGUUGUUUUGUCUUCUUCUCUACUCAACUGCAGCAAUAAGCUCAUUAGAAGCAAUGGAAAUUCGGUUGUAAUGAGUUUGCGCCAGUUUACAUGCAAAGAACUCACAGAAGCCACAAACGGGUUCAAAGAAGAGUUGGGAAGAGGAUCUUAUGGUAUAGUCUAUAAAGGGCAAACAGAGUUUGGUACUGACAUAGCUGUUAAAUUACUAAAAAGACUAUUUAGUGAGAAUGAGAAAGAAUUCCAAGCCGAAUUGAACAUCAUUGGCCAAACACAUCAGAAGAAUUUAGUCAAGUUAGUUGGAUAUUGUAAUGAGAGAAAGCACAGGCUUCUGGUGUAUGAGUACAUGAGCAAUGGAACCUUAGCCAGUUUUCUAUUUCGGGGUCCUAAACCGAGUUGGAACCAAAGGACUCGAAUAGCCAUUGGGAUAGCUAGAGGACUAUUUUACUUGCAUGAAGAUUGUAGCACAACCCAAAUCAUUCAUUGUGAUAUAAAGCCACAAAAUGUGCUUCUUGAUGAUUGUCACAAUGCUAGAAUAUCAGAUUUCGGUAUGGCAAAGAUUCUUGGACUAAGCCAAACACAUAAUAGUUCUUCUUCUAAUAAAACCAGCAUAAGAGGAACAAAAGGGUACAUUGCACCAGAAUGGUUUAGAUCAUCAUCAUCAACAACAAUCACAACCAAGGUUGAUGUGUACAGCUAUGGAGUAAUGUUGCUUGAGAUAGUUAGUUGUAGAAGGAAUGAAAUCGAUUUGGUAGACUUGGUUUAUGAAUGUUACAACAAUGAGAGACUUGAGGAUCUUGUUGAGAAUGACAUAGAAGCCAUGGAUGAGAUUGAGAUGGUUGAGAGGUUUGUGAAAGUUGGUCUUUGGUGCCUUAAUGAAGAUCCCUCUAAAAGACCUUCCAUGAAGAUGGUUUUGUUGAUGCUUGAAGGGAUAGUUGUAGUUUCAAGUCCAUCAACUUCUCCUGCUUACUCUUCUUAUUCAUCUUCUUCUAACACAUGA
This is a messenger RNA of Cannabis sativa, 2439 nucleotides long. Its product is annotated as G-type lectin S-receptor-like serine/threonine-protein kinase LECRK2. The transcript has a single exon. Gene Ontology annotation, biological process: protein phosphorylation. Lineage: Eukaryota; Viridiplantae; Streptophyta; Magnoliopsida; Rosales; Cannabaceae. Bases 1 to 2439 code for a protein of 812 amino acids. The record is from RefSeq and is a predicted model, not a curated record. Gene Ontology annotation, molecular function: protein serine/threonine kinase activity; ATP binding.